Molecule: messenger RNA, 186 nt
Organism: Neurospora tetraspora
Lineage: Eukaryota; Fungi; Ascomycota; Sordariomycetes; Sordariales; Sordariaceae
Exons: 1
Source: RefSeq, a predicted model, not a curated record
CACUUAUCCGACGAGCUCCUUACGGCUAUAGUAGCACGUUUAGAAGACAAGGACUGGAGAGUUACAAAGGCUGCCUUAGGUGUCUUGCAAGCCCAGUCCAGCUUAUCCGACGAGCUCCUUACGGCUGUAAUAGCACGUCUAGGAGACGAGGACUGGAAUGUUAGAUGGACUGCCUCAGAUGUCUUG